Messenger RNA from Oppiella nova, 642 nucleotides. The record is from the annotation of a GenBank genome assembly. Lineage: Eukaryota; Metazoa; Arthropoda; Arachnida; Sarcoptiformes; Oppiidae.
AUGAGAGCACAUGGCAUAACAUUAGGCAUACCAGCCCUCUGCGGCUUCCGAUUCAAUGUCGAGGAAUCAACAAUCAAUGCGAAGAAAAAUGAUUUGAAGAGAGACUUAAAGUGUGAGAAGAAGUGGCAGCUAUUGUGCGAAGACUUACAUAUAAAACAGCAUGUGUUGCAAAUACCGGAGCUCUGCUUUCUAUUUAGACACCCGUUUGCCAUUCAAUUCAUAAAAUCGAAGAAAUCUACUAAAAACUCUUUCCUCAAAGUGAUUAAUGCCUCAAAUACUGCUUGGAAACUGUUAAAGUUUGGUUACCACUAUACGUAUAAAAACUCCGCCAAAAUGCAAUCAGCGUCCGUAUACUUGGUUACAGUCAUUCACUCAUAUUUAAUGCUCAACUAUUUGGUCGUGUCGUUAGAAUUCACGAAACGACAUAACGUAUAUCUAGCAGCUCUUGAGGUCCCGACCGUUGAGGAAAUCAAUACAAAACUUUUUAACUCCGGAGACCCAAUUGUUUUGGCCGACAAUUGGCGUACACUAUAUUUAAGAGCACGUUUGCAAAGACAGAGAGAAAAUUGUUUCGCCAAAAAUCAGAGAAAACUAUUUCAAUGGCAUAGGAGGGGAACGAGUGUGGAGAAGCGAUCAGCACUU